Molecule: messenger RNA, 605 nt
Organism: Tinamus guttatus (white-throated tinamou)
Lineage: Eukaryota; Metazoa; Chordata; Aves; Tinamiformes; Tinamidae
Source: RefSeq, a predicted model, not a curated record
AGGGCCUCGCUCAGCGGCCUGUGCUACCUGAGCAUGGGCCUUCUCGUGCUGCUCCUCGGGCUGGUCUUCGCGUCCAUGUACGUGUACAGAUACUUCGUCGUCGCCCAGCUGCCCCGCGAGAGCGUGUUCCACUGCGGCGUCCUCUACGAGGACCCCCUGUCCUCGCCCCUCAGGGGGCAGCUGGAGCUGCGCGAGGACGUCAGGAUUUACCUCGAGGAGAACUACGAGCACAUCAACGUGCCCGUGCCCCAGUUCGGAGGGAGCGACCCUGCGGACAUCAUCCACGACUUCCAGCGGGGCCUGACCGCGUACCACGACCUCGCGCUGGACAAGUGCUACGUCAUCGAGCUCAACACCACCGUGGUGAUGCCCCCGCGCAACCUCUGGGAGCUGCUGGUUAACGUGAAGAAAGGGACGUACCGCGCCCGCCUGCGCGCGGCGCGGGCCCUGCGUAUAAGUCGGCGUGAGGCAGGAAGCUGUCAUCGCAUUCGUCACUUUGAAAACACUUUUGUGGUUGAAACUGUUAUCUGCAAGAAGUCAUGAAGGCCCUGUCCAGCUGUGCUUUUCCUUGGCUUUGCUUGCACACACACAUACACGCUCUCAGC